AGAUUUUAGAAUUUAACAAUUAUUUGAUAUUUAUGUUUUAAAACAAAAUACAUAAGCGUUUAGUAAUUUUUACAAUUAUAGUGCAUUUAAAUAAUUAACACUUUAAUCAAAAUGGCACAAGCGGAAGAUACUGAACUUCGUGAUCUUGUUAUUGAGGCUUUGGAAAAAAACGGAUCUCUUGCAAAAAUAAGGGCUCUGUUGAGGGCUAACAUCUUCCUGGCUUUCGAAGACGACUGUGAAAAUAUUAAACAAAAUGAAUCCCUUGACAAUAUUCUAAAGCUUCCGGAAGGAAUAUUAUCUUUAUCGAUCAUACACGAGUUUUUGGAGUUCUGCAAUUUAAAAAAUACGUUGUUUGUUUACAUGUCAGAAUCACGACAAGGAAAUGAGUAUAAGGUUAAAACACCGCGGUCACUCAUUGAUACGUUACGACUGAAUAAAGCGAGUAAAGAAAAAGAACCUAUACUUAUUACUCUGUUAAAACACUUCACAAAAUCACAAAAACAUGAAAGUUCGCAUGAAAGCUAUGAGCAUGAGCAUGGUGAUCAUUCUACAUAUACAGUAGAACAUGAUACUAGUUCCUCUACAAGUCAAUCCCAAUCUGAUAAUUCAUCAGAUGAAAAAAAUAAAAUAGAUUUAAGAUUGUCUUUAGAUAAUUCAGAUACUGAUAGCUCUAGUGAUUCAAGAAACAAAAAAAGCUCAGAAUAUGUUCCUAAUCCAGAUAUAACUGUAAGUGACUUAGAUUUAGAUGUGCCUGAAGAUGUCAAAAGUUGUCCAGAAAGUUUUCCUUCUGUAGAAAAAAAUAAAUUAAGUAACAAAGAUAGUUUUAUUAGGAGCAGUGAACCAAAAUCCUUUGAAUUGAAACCUUUUAACUUAACAGAUGAAAAACUUUUAAAUACCACAGGAAUACCUAAUAGUGAUGAUAAUAUAAAAGAAAAUAAAAUAAUGGCGAAUGAAUUUCACACAUUAAGUAGUCCUUCAUCAGAAUCAUUUAAAAAAGAAAAUACAAACUUAAUUUCUACAAACACUACAAAUUUAAUUUCUAAAUUGACACCAGAUCAAUCAUACAAAAAUGAUCAUACACCAGAUUAUAGUUAUGAUUUUUCAUCUAUGCCAGGUUCCGAAAAAUCUCUUUCAAAUAUUCUAACAAAAAAACCAACAUCAAACCACAAUAGUUCAAGUUCAUAUAGUGAUAAACAAAACUCCCCAAGGUCCCUAAGUUCUAUUUCUAUAUCAGAUGUAGCUGAUCUUAUAAGUGAAAGAAGCUAUGUAAGCAGAAAAAGUAAAAACUCAAUUUCCCAAGGAAAAUUACAAAAUGAGAAAAGCCCAGAUAAUAUUAGCUUGAAGUCUAGCAAUAAUUCCAGUGAUUUCUCACAUUCUCCGAUUCCAUCUUUAUCAAAUCUCAGUUUAGACUAUCAUAGUGAUUAGGGGUGUUGUUUAUAUUAACUUCUUCAAACAAAAAUAAUGUGCAUUUUAUAUAAUAAUUGUGCAAUUAUUUCAAUUAAGUAUUUUAAUAUUGCUAUAUGUAGUAUUGUAUAUCUAAGGAACUUUGUUAAAAACUUGAAAUAAAUUGUCAAUGUUUAAUAAAUACUUCAGUGAGUACUAUGAGCACAGUAAUGGUACACAUGUUGCUGUACACAGGUCUAAUGAUUUGUAGUCAGUAAAAUUUAGCGCUAGUGAUCUUGUGAUAAUAAGCAUUAUUCCUAAUGAAAUGUUAUUAUUGGUGUAUUUUUCAUAAUAUAUAAAUAGUGGUGUAAAGUUAACAUAUAUACCUAGUUACUUCUGAUGUUAUACAAAAAAAACCUAAAUUUUAACUGGAGAGUGUAAAUUUUUGAUCCUGCAUAUUUCUAUACUUAUUUUUAUUUUAGCUAAAUUUAUCUAGCUAGUGGGAAAUCUGGUUUCUGCAAGUCUCGUUUUAAUAUGUUUUAGUCUUUAUCCAGAUGAUAAUUGAUUCCGAGUCAGAGAUCAGUUCAUUUAAAUCCUGCAUUUGUUAUUGUAAAACAAUGAAUAUUAUUAAGUGUUUUAUAAUAUGGUGUAGAUUAGCAUUUUAAUAUAUUAACAUGUACUUACUAAUUAGGAUGUAUUUAAAGUAAAUUAUAAUUACUCAUUUUAGUGCAUCACACAUUAUUUUGUGCCUAUUGUAUUGUAAUAAAUAGUAUGUUUAAUUUUGCAGAAGGUUGUGCCUUAUUUAAGAUAACAAAUUUAAACAGAGGUUCCUUAAAUUUCAAGUUGAUAGUCUAGUCCUAGAAGCAUAAACAGGUGCCGUCCAAAUUGCUCCACUAUCUCAUUUGUUUCUGAUGAAUAACAAUAACAUGGUGUUUUAAAAUAAUGUUUCUAGUGCAUAAGUUCCUUUUGAAUAAAGUUAUUGCUUUAUGUA
Pieris napi is the source of this 2374-nucleotide messenger RNA. Its product is annotated as dentin sialophosphoprotein-like. Lineage: Eukaryota; Metazoa; Arthropoda; Insecta; Lepidoptera; Pieridae. The record is from RefSeq and is a predicted model, not a curated record. The transcript has a single exon. Gene Ontology annotation, molecular function: protein binding. The coding region runs from base 112 to 1425 and encodes 437 amino acids.